Clonostachys rhizophaga is the source of this 1830-nucleotide messenger RNA. The record is from the annotation of a GenBank genome assembly. NCBI's taxonomy places the organism in Eukaryota, Fungi, Ascomycota, Sordariomycetes, Hypocreales, Bionectriaceae.
AUGGGACUCUAUCUGCAGCAGUUCUUGCUUGCCACUUGCACACAUGCUGCCUUCACCCUAGCUGCCCAGCCCCAGAUACUGGCAGAUACCAACCGCGAUGGUGUUGUCAAUGACCUUGACAUAAACGCCAAGCAGACCUGGACCGAUCAGCGUGGCGCCAUCUUCAUACCCAACAUCGGAGACGUUCACCAGCGCUGUUCCGCUUUUGACGUCAAUGGUAAGCCACUGGGCAACAAGGAGCUGUCGAUGUGCAAUGAUGCAUCGGGCGAUACACUUGUUGCGCCCGAGUAUGCUGCUCCCGUGCGAACCAGCCCCAUUUCCAAUCUCUCAGCCGAUGCCACGGGAAGGAUCUACACCCUUCCAGAAUCGACCCUCGGCCGGGUCCGCAUCUUUUGGAAUCAAGCUGGAUUCGAGAACGAGUAUAACUCCUCGUGGAGAUUGACUGAUUCUCAAUUCACAUUUAAUGCUACAAGCAUUGGUGGAGGACUCGAGCUAGCAGUCGACGCUACAGAGCUUGUGACCGGAUCUACCUCGUGGGACGGACGGGUCUCCAUCGUCUACGAGAUCACGGAGGCCAAUGUCACACGCUCAGACUCAGUUGCCUUGCAGCAAGCCCCAGUUCUCUUCCACCAUCACCUACAAGAUGUGGAGACGGUUUUGACGAUGGAUGCCAACGACACCACGUCAAGCCAAGCUCGGUUCGUUCAAUCCAUCCAAGACACCCUCGAGCAUAUCCCAGGCGGUUUACCCCUGAGGAAGCUUGAACCAGUUGGCGAACCUUGGGCUCAGGAUUUCAUGGAGCCAGGUUAUGUCAGUAUGCCUGGGCCUAAUGGGACGAUAUCUAUACGGGUCCUUGUGCGAUCUGCGCAGUCUACUCGAAUCUCUGGCCGCAAGGUGUUCAAGGAGCUAAGAGGUCCCGGUGUCGGUGGCCAUCAGCUUGGGCUAGGAUCCGGUUUCGGCCAUGAGGAAAUCAAUUCAGGCGGCAACAUCGAGACCAUCCCUCCUUAUACUUCCAGAUCCGGUAGGCACUGGGCCCAGGGAAGGAUUAUCACGGCAAAGCAUUUUGAUAAGUACCCGGCUGAAUCGAUGAUCGACUUCAUGGUUGCUCAGGAGGCACAGUCACCUCUGUUUCUCGAGGCUGGGUGGCUUGCUGUAGGACAUGUCGAUGAGUUUGUGCAGUUCCUUCCUUCAGAUAACCACCUUGGUUUCACGAUCGCCGUCGGAGAUGCAAUGUUGGGGCUCGAGGUGCUCCAAGGGGCCCAAGCCGAUGGCCAUGGCUCUGCUAUCGUGAACAGCUUUGAUGGAGACAUGACACCAUAUCCCAACGCCGUCUUCCUCGAUCCUAAAACUAGGAACAAGACCAUCGACAGCCUCCUUUCUAAUCAGGAUUUCAUCCAGGCCAACAAAUACGGCCAGAGCUACGUGCAACAGAAUCUCAACCUCCUCCUGCAAGAGAUCCCCCUCGACGAGUCAGAGGUGCUCCGGCUGCCGGUCCUGUGGCGAGACGUGACGUACCCCUGGCCUCUCACACUAGACGGUAUCCCGCCACGGGUGCAUAGGACGAUCCCCGGCGAGAGGCAGCUGGUCGCGUACAUGCCAGCCGCAGUGAACGGACUUGUUCUCGGCUCGGACUACAUUUCGGCGAAGCCCUGGGGCCCACUCAUUAACGGCCAGGACCCCUUUGAGCAGGCGAUCAGGGACGUGUAUGGCAGGGUGAACAUGACGGUGCAUUUCGUGGACGAUUAUAUGUCGCAUCACGUUCAGGGCGGAGAGGUGCACUGCGGGACAAACUCACUACGAGACACCAGCAUACCGUGGUGGAGUACUUGA